ACCGAUGGUCAGAAGUUUAUCCGCCUUUAUAUUUACCCCUCGUUCUACGGCAACGAUUUCCUUCGUGCCGACUCUUUCUUCUCCGUCAGAGUAGGAUCUCACACUCUUUUGCAAGACUUCAACGCUUCAAGCAUCGCUGAUGUCACUGGCCAAGAAACCAUUUCACGAGAGUAUUGCGUCAACGUUGUUGACCGCGGUGAGGGGCUUACCAUAACCUUCAAGCCCAACGGAUCUUAUCCAAACGCCUACGCUUUCGUCAACGGGAUUGAGAUCAUCUCUAUGCCCCCCUUUCUGUACUACACCAAGCCUGAUGACCAACAAUCUAUGCGGCUAAGUGGUGGAAACAUGCAGUUUCCGGUCCAGAAUGACAGUGCUCUGGAGACUUUGUACAGAGCUAAUGCUGGCGGACGUCAGAUUCCUUACGAUAAAGACACAGGCAUGUUUCGCUAUUGGGACCAGGAUAAUGACUACUUGGAGAGGGAGCGAUCGACAAGUAUUUCAGCAGGUUUUGGUUUAGAUCCAAUUUACAGAGAUGAUCAAAAUUAUUUUGCACCUGAUGAAGUAUACAUGACUGCCAGAAAUUAUGGGAUGAAAGAAACGUCCAAAUUUAAUGUGACUUGGGAAUUUGAAGUUGAAUCAGAGUUUUUUUAUAUGGUGAGAUUGCAUUUUUGCGAGUUUGAUGAACACAUUGAAAAAGCUGGAGACAGAGUUUUCCAAAUCUUCAUAAAUGAUGCUUUGGUGGAGUCUGUCGCCGAUGUGAUGUUGUGGACUAAGAGUCAGAGAAACGUCCCUGUCCAUAGGGACUAUGCGGCAUCGAUGCAGGGCAAGGGAAGCUUGAAGAAGCUCAAUCUUUCAAUUAAGUUGCAACCACAUCCAGCUGCGAGAAGCACUUACAGAGAUGUUUUAUUAAAUGGUAUUGAAAUUUUUAAAAUAAGUGGCUCAAAUAACCUUCGAGAUUCCAAUCCUUCUUCCUCACGCAGGAACCGAGAAAAAAAAAUAAGAAUAAUUUCUCUAGUAGUGGGGUCGGCUGUCGGCUUCAUUUUGCUAUCUCUCAUCGUUUUGCUGGCUUAUUUUCAAUUGCCUAGAGCUGCAAUCAAAGAAGGAAAUUCCCGGUGGAGACCAAAAUCAGUACCAACGUCAGAAAUAAACAAAUCCUCAAUGUUAUUAUCUGAUCAGUGUCGGUGCUUUUCAAUUAGCGAGGUAAAAGCAGCCACUAAUAAUUUUGAUGACAGCUUAAUUAUAGGUGUCGGAGGGUUUGGCAAUGUCUAUAAAGGCCAAAUUGACAACGGUUCAGUUGUUGUGGCAAUCAAAAGGCUCAGAGAAGGUUCACAACAAGGGCUCAAAGAGUUCCAAACUGAGAUUGAAAUGCUCUCUCAACUUCGACACCGUCAUUUAGUGUCUCUUAUCGGUUAUAGCACAAAUCGCAAUGAGAUGAUCCUUGUUUACGAGUUCAUGGCUCAUGGGACCGUACGUGACCAUCUUUAUGAGUCUGAUCAUCGCCCGCUUUCUUGGCAUCAAAGGCUGGAGAUUUGUCUAGGUGCAGCACGAGGAUUGCACUAUUUACAUACAGGUGCGAAGAACACUAUCAUUCACCGUGACAUCAAGUCAACAAACAUCCUGAUAGACGAGAACUGGAUGGCCAAGAUUUCAGAUUUUGGACUCUCCAAAAUAGGACCCUCCGGAAUGACGAGGUCCAACAUUAAUAUAAGCACAGUAGUAAAAGGAAGCAUUGGAUAUUUGGAUCCAGAGUAUUACAUGUGUCAAAGAUUGAUGGAGAAGUCGGAUGUGUACUCCUUUGGAGUGGUCCUUCUGGAGGUAUUGUGUGGGAGGCCUCCUAUCAUUCGUGCAGUGGAGAGGCAGCAACAAAACCUUGUAGAGUGGGUUCGAAGAUGUGUCGAUGAGAAUAAGAUUUAUGAGACGGUGGAUCCAUUCAUCAAGGAAUACACAAAGAUUGCUUUACAGUGCUUAGCUGAUGAUGGGAAUGAACGGCCGUCCAUGGGCGAUGUGAUGUUGGGCCUCGAGUCUGUGAUGGAGACACUGAACAGAGCAAAGAAAGCAGAGCUUGGUGGAGCUUUGAAUGAAGAGAUUACUUUUGACGAAGGGUAGGCUUUCAAUGGGUGGUGGCCAUUUACAACCUCGUGUGGUCCUUCAGUGUUCGCCAAUAUCAAAGGUAUUAAUUGCAUGCCCCAUCACUACAAUAUCGUUUUGUUUUUAGUGAAUCUUCCAAGCAAGUUGCGAAGCACAAUUGUAAUCGAACAAAAGGCACUUGUUGCCUGCAUAAUUAUAGUUUUAAAUGGGCAAUAUUUAAAAAAAGUAAUUUUUUGAA
Molecule: messenger RNA, 2326 nt
Organism: Neltuma alba
Lineage: Eukaryota; Viridiplantae; Streptophyta; Magnoliopsida; Fabales; Fabaceae
Product: receptor-like protein kinase FERONIA
Exons: 1
Coding region: 280-2106 (608 amino acids)
Biological process (GO): protein phosphorylation
Molecular function (GO): ATP binding; protein kinase activity
Source: RefSeq, a predicted model, not a curated record